This is a messenger RNA of Pochonia chlamydosporia 170, 1524 nucleotides long. RefSeq names its product sialate:H+ symporter (SHS) family MFS transporter. NCBI's taxonomy places the organism in Eukaryota, Fungi, Ascomycota, Sordariomycetes, Hypocreales, Clavicipitaceae. The transcript is spliced from 3 exons. Gene Ontology annotation, cellular component: plasma membrane. Gene Ontology annotation, molecular function: carboxylic acid transmembrane transporter activity. Gene Ontology annotation, biological process: transmembrane transport; carboxylic acid transport. The record is from RefSeq and is a predicted model, not a curated record. Bases 1 to 1524 code for a protein of 507 amino acids.
AUGGCGCCAAGAGAGAACGAACCGGCCGACCCUCUGGCCCAGGGGAUUAUUCCCACUGCCAAGCAAUCCCUCCGCGACUUGUUUAUUUGGCGACAGCGUGUAGUUCUUUCCAAUGAGUACGGAGAGACACGUUGUGAAUGGAGGGACCCAGACCGCUUCGUGAACCCCAUCAGCCUUUUCGCUCAACUAUCAGCAAAGAACUGGCUCUUCUUUCUGGUGGGAUUUUUCUCUUGGACGGCCGAUGCAUUUGAUUUUCACGCACUGUCGAUCCAGACCAAGAAGUUAGCAGACUACUAUGGCCGGUCCAAGACCGACAUUACCACUGCUAUCACACUGACGCUGCUGCUUCGAUCCGUUGGUGCAGCUUUCUUCGGUCUCGCAGGUGAUAAAUGGGGUCGCAAGUGGCCCAUGGUUGUCAACAUGAUUGUUCUUGGUCUUCUUCAAAUCGCGACCAUUUACAGUCGCACAUUUUCGCAAUUUCUGGCCGUUCGAAGUUUGUUUGGUUUGUUUAUGGGUGGUGUUUAUGGCAACGCCAUUGCCAUGGCUCUUGAGCAAUGCCCAUCUAACGCUCGUGGCUUGAUGUCGGGUAUUUUGCAGCAGGGCUAUUCGUUUGGCUACGUCUUGGCUGCGUGCGCCAACCUUGGCGUUGGUGGGGGCACCGACACUUGGAAGACUGUCUUCUGGGCGGCCGCUGGAUUUUCCAUCGGCGUCGGACUCAUCCGUAUUCUGUUUCCCGAGUCGCAACAAUUCUUGGAAGCCAAGCAGAAUGGCAAGAAGACUGCCAGUCCAGGAGCUUUCUGGCGCGAUACUAGUAAAAUGCUCAAGCAAGAGUGGAAGAUGUGUGUAUACUGCAUCAUUCUCAUGACGUGGUUCAACUACUAUUCCCACACUUCGCAAGACUCGUACACCACUUUCAUGCUUACCCAGAAAGAGCUGGAUAAUGCUGGCGCUUCUCGAGCCUCCAUUCUGAUGAAGGCAGGUGCCUGCGUUGGCGGUACGAUUAUUGGGUAUCUGUCGCAGUUCUUCGGUCGACGUCGCACCAUCAUUGUCGCCGCUUUGGUAUCUGCGGUUUUGAUCCCGGCCUGGAUUUUGCCUGCUGGUGAACGUUCGCUCAGCGCGUCCGGGUUCUUCAUGCAGUUCUUCGUGCAGGGCGCUUGGGGUGUCAUUCCUAUUCACCUGAACGAGCUUUCUCCUGUUGCUUUCCGAUCCACUUUCCCUGGCGUUACGUACCAGAUCGGCAACAUGAUCUCGUCACCGUCUGCACAGAUUGUGAAUGCCCUCUCCGAAAAGAUAUUUGUGACUAAGCCCAACGGCCACCGAGUCGAGGCUUAUGGGCCAGUGAUGGGCGUUGCGACUGCCAUUAUCGCUCUUGGUAUUGUGUUCACGACCAUGUUGGGCCCCGAGCGCCGUGGACGAGACUUUGAGAACAAGGUCGCUGGUAUGGAUAGCGAGGUGUCAUCUACCAAGGUCUUGGAGCACGAGGAUGAGGAGAAGGGUAGAGUAGAGCUUGAUGAGAAGAAAUAA